Molecule: messenger RNA, 813 nt
Organism: Megalopta genalis
Lineage: Eukaryota; Metazoa; Arthropoda; Insecta; Hymenoptera; Halictidae
Source: RefSeq, a predicted model, not a curated record
GAUUGGCAGUUAUUGAUACACCUUAUUAAUUUAAAAUUUAGAUACACUCAAAAUCAAUUUUGCCUUUGUGAAAUGUAUUAGUUUCCUCAUUCUUCGUACCAUGUUAAUACAUGCAUAAAGAACAAAGCUGUCAUGGACGAAGGCGUACGUACUCUAUGGUGUGGGAAUUUGAGCGAGAAAGUAACAGAGGAAAUUUUGUAUGAAUUAUUCUUGCAGGGUGGUCCGGUGCAAAGAGUUUUCAUUCCUAAAGAUCGCGAUGGAAAGCAGAGAACGUUUGGAUUUAUAACUUAUAAACAUAUUAAUUCUGUAACAUACGCUUUGAACCUUUUUGAUGGCACGAAACUGUUCAAUCGUGCUAUUUGCAUGAGCCCAAGGAAUAACGUAGACUCACCACAAAAAGCAAACACACAGGAUCAAUAUCUUAAUUGCAAUCAUUUACUUCAGUCAGGCCAACAAAUGUUGCUAAGAAACGGUUUUCCUCGUAUACAACUUGAAAUGUUUGGAACAAAUAUGUUGCCAAAUUCUGGUCCUCAUUCUAAGCAAAUAGAUAGUCAUGCUUAUCAUGACAAUAGAAGACCCUCGAAAGUACAUCCUUAUCGAAGAGAGCAAAGUAAAAGUAAUCAACGCAAGGAUCAUAGAUCUAGAAAUACUCAUAACAAUCACAGAUCAAAUGAUUAUACUAGAAGAGAUUAUAGUAGUAGUAGUAGACGCAAUUAUCGUUAAUGUCUUGAAAUAUAUAAAACCAGUGGAGUAUAUAUUAUUUUCUAUCAUUAUAAACAAUUUCAAGUAAUUUGAAAGCUCACAUUCAAAGCA